This is a messenger RNA of Ixodes scapularis (black-legged tick), 1674 nucleotides long. Its product is annotated as arylsulfatase B. Bases 1 to 1674 code for a protein of 557 amino acids. The record is from RefSeq and is a predicted model, not a curated record. NCBI's taxonomy places the organism in Eukaryota, Metazoa, Arthropoda, Arachnida, Ixodida, Ixodidae. The transcript is spliced from 9 exons.
AUGUCGCGAGCAGUGGCAACGCGUCUAAUUUCUCGCAAGCGGCUGGUGAUUUUCUUUUUUAUUACCUUAGCUGUUUUACUUUUGGCGUUCAGACGUUUAUCCUCUCGACGGCAGCCCUACAUCGUGUUCAUACUUGCCGACGAUUUGGGAUGGAACGACGUGAGUUACAACGGCUGCCCCCAGAUCAGGACGCCCAACAUCGACGCGCUUGCCUGGAACGGCAUCCGCCUACAGCGCUACUACACACAGCCCAUGUGUACUCCCUCGCGGGCGGCACUCAUGACCGGACGAUAUCCGAUUCACACAGGCACGCAGCACUUCGUCAUCCUGCAGAGUGAACCUCGCGGACUUCCAUUGCAUUUCAAGCUUCUUCCUCAAUGGUUUGGUGACCUGGGAUACGCCUCUCAGAUGCUGGGAAAGUGGCACCUGGGAUUCUACAAGAAGGAGUACACCCCGACAAUGAGAGGUUUCCAAAAUCACAUUGGCUCCUGGGGUGGCUUUGUAGACUACUACUCACAUCAAAGCGAAUCGGAUAUUUUAGGGGGGCAAUUUAUAGGACUCGAUUUUCAUCAAGGUCUGUCAGAGGCCAGAGAGUUGAAUGGCAAGUACUACACCCAGCUCUUAACAGAAGAAGCUACCAGAGCCAUCAAAAACCACCCUCUGGGAAAGCCCCUGUUCUUGUAUCUGGCCCAUCAAGCACCACAUGUUGCUAACCCGCAGGAUCCUCUGCAAGUUCCGAAGAAAUACAGCGACAAGUAUCGUGACAUAGGCUCCCGGAACAGAACCCUGUACGCGGGCAUGGUGUCCGCCCUCGACGAAUCAGUGGGCGCGGUUGUUGAAGCCCUCGGGAAACGAGGAAUGUUGAGCGACACUGUUUUGGUGUUCUCGUCGGACAACGGUGGCGACACGAACGGCGAAGACGCGAACUACGCCUCUUCGUGGCCCUUCAAGGGGCAGAAAACGACGCCUUGGGAAGGAGGGGUCCACGUUCCCGCCAUAAUCUGGAGCCCAUUGUUCAGUGGAAUGCGGGGCUACGACUACAGUAACCUGUUUCACAUUACCGACUGGUUACCCACCUUAUACCAACUUGCUGGUGGUGACCCCUCGGAUCUGGGCGACAUCGACGGGAUCAGUCAACUAGAGGCACUUAGACGCGGGAACGAGGCGCCGAGGAAGGAACUGCUCAUCAACAUAGAUCCCGUCGAUAACGUCUCCGCCAUCAUUGAGGGUCAUUUCAAACUUGUCAGCGGUGUCGUCAGUGAAGGCGUGCUCGACGACUGGUUUCAGGUCCCCGGGAACGUCAGGUGGGGCUCCGACAGAGCUCGCCGGGAGUGCGAGACCUCCGUUGUGGCACAGGUGCUGAGGAACGCCGGUCACGGUGUCGCCUGCGGUUCGGGAGACGGAUCCUACGCGACUCCGAUAAAAUGCGACGAGAGGGGUCCGAGAAAUCCAUGUGCUCCAGCAGCGGCGCCUUGUCUGUUCGACUUAUUCAAGGACCCUUGCGAGUACAACAACAUUGCGGAGGAACACCCCGAGGUGUUACGCAGGCUUAUAGGAAAACUUGAGGCUUACCGGGCAACUUCAAUGCCUCCUGGAAAUCUUCCUCUGGAUCCACGAGCAGACCCUGCGCUGCACAACCAUAUGUGGGCUGCGUGGGGCGACGAUUCUAAAUGA